AUGCCAAAAGAUGAUAAUAAUGAAGAAAUCGAUGAUAAUUCUAUUCUUUGUAAAAGGAAAAAUCCACUUUUGUUUCUUGAGAAUGUUCUACCAGUGGAAAAAUGUGAAGAUGUUCCAUCUAAUUAUAUUCCUGUCCACUUAUGCAUGAAGACAAAGAUUGUCUAUAACACCACUAUACCAACUCACGGUGAUCACCGACCACUAUGGCCUGUGUACGGGGAUUAUCAGUAUGUUCCACCCCAGCGAUGGCUGCAUACUGUAGAGCAUGGAGGGGUGGUGAUGCUCUACCACCCCUGUACUCACCCCAUAAUUGUUAAACAGCUGAAAUCUCUGGUCACAAGAUGUAUCCGUAAACAUGUCAUUACCCCACACAGAUUGUUACCCUUGGAGAGGCCCUUGGCCCUGGUAGCAUGGGGAUGUAAACUUCUGAUGAAUCAUGUUGAAAAGAGCACUGUAGUGAACUUUAUAAAGACUCGAGCACUACAUGGCCCAGAAGGUAAUUAUACUAAGGAAGGUCAGUAUUCUCUGGGACUUAUAGACAAAGCCGAACCUCCUCUAGGUUCUGAUGAAAAGGACUCUCACCUUUGCCCUGGAUGGUAGAGGCUGCCUUACUAGCAAACAAGCUUGUAAAUGUUCCAAAUGGUCCACAUAAAAGUGUAGUUGUUUCUAAUGUAAAAACCUCAACAGAAAAAGAGAGUUUUAUCCAGGGUCAAUUUAAAGUUAAAAUAUGUUUGGUAUGCAAAAAUGGUCACUAACUUUUUUUUUUAUACAAAUGAAAUCAGAAGUCUGUUUUUGUUAAGUUACUUGAAUAUUAUGGAGCAAGAACCUGAUGAAAUGAAUUAUGUGUGGCAAACAAAUAUUACUAACAUUUGUGUUGUGGUGCCAAAACAUCCUAGGAACCUUUAACUUCUACUUUGUCCAAAUUAGUUCAGUAGAUUUUAUACAGAUGAUAACAUGAAAUUAGUAUUUUUGAACUUUGGUUAGUAUUUCAUAGUUUUGCACAGAACUUGUCAAAAUUCGUUAGGAGGGGGCAGAAAAAAUUAACACUCUUAUGUCAGUAGGAGUCACAAUGUAGAAAGUUUAGAAAUCUUAAAAGACUAUAUCUCAGAUGGAGGGCAGAGCUCUCCAUUGGGGGGUGGGGGAACAUGCCCCCUGAUCUUAUAUGAUGUUUUGCUUAGAAUCUGAAGUCUGUAGGUUUUAUUAACAUUUAGACUUAUAAAUCUGUGUGAUGCUGGUUGUAACACCAUAAAAAAUUUAAAGAUGUAAGCUUUAAUACCAAUUUAAGCUAAAUAAUAUAGGUUUCUGUAACAUUCUGAGAUAGUUUAUAGAAGUGUUAUACUGAAAUCUUUUGAAAUGACUUACAAAAUAAUAAACUUACAAGUGCAUUAGGGUAUUAUUUAAAGUGUUUGGGGCUAGGUAAGUUCUUUUUAUUGGUAAUGAAGAGUUUAGAUUUUAACCAGGAUAAGAAAUAUUUCUAGUGCUGUUGUGAAAAUAAUUUCAAUGCUCUUUUUUUUAGUUCAACAUAUAAUUCCUGUUGAUUAGAUACUAAAGGUUUUUCACACACAGUUUUUGUUUAGUGGUCACUAGUUAAUGGUUCAGGGUAGAAGCCACUAAAAACAAUUUUAACUAGUUCAUUUGGAAAAUUUGAUUUGCCUUUAAGAAAUCAAAAGCUAGGAGGUUUUUUUUUAUUCUGGAUGAAACCAUGCUUAUCUGUUGUGAUCCAAGAAAAUAUUGAAACUUGUUUUCUUAACUGUUCUUGUUCGUAAACAAAUGUGCUGUUUAUUUUAUUGGAUUUGUAAUACUGUUCAAGUUUUAUUUAUGCCUUUUUAUGUUGAUUGUAUGAAUUUCUUUAACAUGAUACUAUCUAUGUUACUAUAGUUAAAUAAGUGUGGAUUGAAAUGCUGAUUCUUACCAGUCAAAGUAGCAUAUACUUAAAAAAAAAAAGGACUAUUUGGUCACAAAAGCCGUACUAUUUAGUGACAAAAAGCCGUACUAU
Limulus polyphemus (Atlantic horseshoe crab) is the source of this 1996-nucleotide messenger RNA. RefSeq lists its product as uncharacterized. Lineage: Eukaryota; Metazoa; Arthropoda; Merostomata; Xiphosura; Limulidae. The record is from RefSeq and is a predicted model, not a curated record. The transcript is spliced from 8 exons. The coding region runs from base 1 to 600 and encodes 199 amino acids. Gene Ontology annotation, cellular component: cytoplasm.